This is a messenger RNA of Stegodyphus dumicola, 4171 nucleotides long. RefSeq lists its product as uncharacterized. Gene Ontology annotation, molecular function: protein binding. The record is from RefSeq and is a predicted model, not a curated record. Gene Ontology annotation, biological process: anatomical structure morphogenesis. NCBI's taxonomy places the organism in Eukaryota, Metazoa, Arthropoda, Arachnida, Araneae, Eresidae. Gene Ontology annotation, cellular component: cytosol.
AAAAGCGGGAUUAAAGUGUGUUUGUAUUUGUUUGGUAACUGAUUGCUAAUUCGGUUCUGUUAUCUAGAUAAAUUAGCAUUAAAAGUCAAGUAAUGUGCAUUUGUAACGAAAACGCAAGAAAAUAAUUUUGGAACCGAUUUCAUAAAUGUAUUAAUAUAUCACAUUCCCGCUCAUAUGAUCUAAUUUCUUUUCUCUCAAACAAAAUUCCCUCUUUAUCUUCACAUCUAAGCUUGAUUUUUUCACCCUGAACGCAAAAAGACUUAGUGGGUGCAAAGCAAGGAAUAUGUCAAAUGUCUGCCAACUGUUUUAUUAUAUACAUAAGAAAACUCAUUCAAAGGACAAUGUUUGUGGUGUUUGAGAAAAAGCUGCUCUGUGAAUAUUUGUGCUAUUUCAGUGAACUUUUCAGUGAUGAACAUAGAUAUCACUCAGCACAAGAAAAUUCUGCUGGUUAAGGCUUUCAGUAUAUGUACUUUAAGUCUAUUUUUCAUUUCAUUUCAUCCACAACAUAUUUAUUAAUGAAAAACAUCGUCAAUAUAUGCAUUUAGACUGUGGCAUGGACUGAAUCUGUAAGUGCACCAAAACUUGACACAGAGCAUGGACAGAACAGCAUAGUGGGGUAAUUUGAUACUUGAUAAUUAUUGAAAUGAAUCGAAGAUUAUCUGAAGAAGAAUUAUUUAAGAGACUGAAAAGUAAUGAUGUAUCUAUCAUCUACUCUGCCCUUGCUAAUAUUGCAAAUUAUUACGGUAGAAAUUGUGAAGCAAUGAAAGUAUUAGAAAAGUAUUCUGCAAUAGAAAACAUUAUAUCAUAUCUUGAACAUCCUAAAUUGUCUAGUUUUUCUGUCAGCAUUAUUGCAGAUGCUUGCCUCGAAAGUAGCCUAGUCCAGGAAAUCAUCAAAAAUAAUGCUGUAACAGUGUUGAUUCGAAUAAUGAAAAGUACAGUGACUGACCAGAUACGAAGCAGAGCUUGUCGAGCUUUAGGGAAUAUAGCAUUGUCUGAAUUGGGUUUCACUUCCAUUCCUGGACAAGAAAUUGUUCCUAUCCUUGUCCGGUUUUUGACUGAAACAGUAGAUGUAAAUCAUCAACAGAUUGCUUUGAGAACACUAAGAAUUUUGGGCAAAAGCUCUAAAAAUCGAGUAAUAAUUGUACGUGCAAAAGCUUUAACUUCCAUUGUCAGUUUAUUACAUUCUUCUCAUAAAAAAGUGUUACUUUCUAGCAUCAAAACUCUUUCAGAAUUGUCAGCAAAUUGCAAUAAGGAAUUAGGAAAUCAGCUUAUAAACCUAGAAGUGCAUACGAUUUUAGUAGAAUUAUAUUCUCAGGCUGAAUCUCCGGCACAGAAGUGUGCUUUAACGACUUUGAAAAAUAUGUCAUACUGUCAUGAAAUUAAGAAUAUUUUAGUAAAAGCUGGUGUUCUGAAUACAUUUGUAGAAGCAGCAAAUAAUCUUCAGGACUUUGAAAUAAGUAGCAUUGCUAUAUUAGCACUUUGUAAGUUUUUAGAUCGAGUUUUUGCAUUUAAUAUUGAAGAAAAGAAUGCUAUAUUAAAAGUACUAAUAGAUGUACUACAGCUGAAUACCUACAAAACUAUUCAUGCACACAUUAUUUCAGCCUUAUUUCCACUAUCUUUUACUCCUGAAAUGACCGAAGUGCUUCAGGAUUAUAAAAUAGUUACAGUUUUAAUACGUCUUUUGAAGUAUUUCAUUAAUUUCAAUAAAUUUAAGCACGUUAAUCCAGAACCUACAAUUUGUGUUGAUAAUUGUAAUUCUGUAAUAAAUUAUGCUUCUAGUUUUUCUAAUUUAAAAGAGGGAUUUAAAAAAUUACCUAGUUCAUUUCCAUCUGUCUUAGAAAAUAUCCCAAAUCCUGAAGGAAAUGCUGAAUGUUCAAAAGAAAGUCAUUUUAGAGUAGAUAAAGGUCCAGUUGCAGGGAAAUCUUUAAAUAGAAAAAGUGAAUCUAAUGUAGUAUCUUUGAUAGAUAAUUCUGAAUCUUUUGACAAAAGCAGAACUGAAUACUCAGUUUUAUCUGCAUAUGAUGAAUUUGCUAAAUCUGAGCAAAUUUCAUCUCUAAAAUUAUCUGAUUCCUUGGAGCAGUUAGGAAAACAUAAUAUUGAUGAAGAAAAUUGCAAAUUAUCUAUGUUAAAUACUGAAUGCAGUACGAGUUCUGAUCAUGAAAAAAAACGUAAAGCUGAGCAUUUGAAAGAAUCUACACAUGAAUUUUCAACACAUGUUGCUAAUGGUGAACACAAGAGAAUUAAAACUUCAGAGAAAAUUUCUGUACUUGAAGAAAAGGUGAAGAUCUCUAAAACAGAGCAUCUUCGAAAAGCAGAUGUAUCUGAUCACCACAUACUGAGAUUUUUAUUACAAAUUGCUUCCCAUAAUGAAAUAAGGGCUUGCUUAGAUUUUACAAAUAAAGCAAAUUUUAUAGUUCUUUUGGAUUAUAUUUUUUUGAUUCCUAAUCCUGAUUCUAAAGCAUUAAAGUGUCUAUCAAAAGUGGCAGAAAACGUGAAUUGUUUUGAAAAACUAAUCAUAAAUGGUUUUUUCAUGGCAAUAGAAGAAAAUUUUAAGAAAAUGCAUGAUUUUAAAAUCUGCUACCAUUGUUCCCAGGUAAAUGCAAUUUUUAACCAUAUCUAUCUUUCUGCUAGCACUGUAGCUGAAUCAAACUAUGGAAUUGGUAUUUUACAUAAACUUCUAUCAAGUUCUGAAAAACAAAACCAGUUAAAUGCUCUGCAUAUAAUCUCAAGAGUUGUAAAAAAUAUGUCGUCUGGACUAAAAUUAUUAAUUCUAGGGAAUGGUUUAUCAUUAUUGACUGAAUUUUUAAAUGAUACUUCAAAAUCUAUUAAAAUUGGAGCAUUUCUGUGUUUGUGCGAAUUAUAUAAAAAGGCAGAACCCAUUAAAAGUCUAAAGGAAACUCAUCAAAUUAUAAAAGGAAGUUUUUCCUCCAUAACACAUUCUGAGCCAUGUUUUAAAUGUGCCUAUGAAAAUGCAUUGCAAGAUGUUACAUUUGCUCUUGAUAGUGGUGAGAAAAUAUCUGCUUCUCGCAAAGAUCUCUCUCAGAAUUCUGAAUAUUUUGAUGCUUUGUUAAAUGGCCAUUUUUUAGAACGGAGUGAAAAUUUAAUAAUUCUACCAGAUAUAUCUGUUAAAACCCUAACAAUUAUCUUGCAUUUUCUGCAUGGUUGCCAAGUUCAGUACUGUCGGAAUAUUCAAAUGAUUUCCCUGGAUGUCUUGCUGGAGUUGCUGUCUUCAUGUGAAAGGUUAUUGCUCACUGACAUUAAGGCUUUUACUGAAAAACUGUUAUUAGAGUAUAUGCAUCCCAAUACAAUUUUUAAUAUCUAUUCCCAAGCAAAAUUGUAUAAUUCUUUUAUAUUAGUAGCGAAAGCUGUGGAUUAUGUUCUAUCAAUUCAUACUUUUCAACAAAAUAAUUUGCUUAGGUAUUUCGAAGAAUUUAUGAACUCUCCUUCAUAUUUCAGCUUUAUUGAUGACAUAAAAAGGAUGACUGAAAAUAAAUUUAAGGAUUGGCUACUUUCCAGCUAAGAAGUUCCACUUGGCACUAUAAGUAAAUAUUGAUGUAAAAUCUAAAUCCACUAAUGUGAGCUUUUGACACCAGAAAGAAACAAAGAGCUUUUGAAAGAGGAAUGGGCAAACCUUCAUGUUGGCAUCUGCUCUUUGAAUUAUUUUGUGAUAUGAUCUUUCAUUACAUCACUGUUUCAGCACUUGUGUAAUAUUAAAAUGCAGUUUCAUUUUAUGGUCUUCUGUAUAAAGUCUUUCAGUAUAGACAACACCUUUAUCAUGAAAGACUGUUCACCAUUCGAGAAUUCCCAGAUUGUGUAAUCCAUGCUAAUUCUCCUUACAAAACAAAAGAAAGAAAGAAAGAAAGGAAAAAGGAGUCAAAGGCAAAAUUACAGAAUCAAAAUGUUCCUUCUUCUCACUUACUUGCAAUUUUGACAUUGCAUAGAUAUGUGUGAAGUAAAAUGAACAGGUUACCACAUUGACACUUUAGUGCUAAAUUAUGACUGGCACCUAUUCAACCAUAAAAUACCAGAAAAUCCUUUUUGGUAAAAUCUAUGAAAGAAAAUAUGAUAAUUGAUAGUCUUUAAAUGUACAUGCUAAAUAAGAUUGUAUGUUAUCAAUAACUUUUUUUAUUAAGUUGAAAAUUUUGUUUUUUUUUUUUUUUUUGUUAUAAAA